Penicillium canariense is the source of this 2133-nucleotide messenger RNA. Its product is annotated as mRNA-binding ribosome biosynthesis protein NOP4. NCBI's taxonomy places the organism in Eukaryota, Fungi, Ascomycota, Eurotiomycetes, Eurotiales, Aspergillaceae. The record is from RefSeq and is a predicted model, not a curated record. Gene Ontology annotation, molecular function: RNA binding. Bases 1 to 2133 code for a protein of 710 amino acids. The transcript is spliced from 2 exons.
AUGGCUGAGCCGUACAAGAAACGCCGACUCUCCGAAGAGGAUACUUCUCAAGACUCCGAUACCAAAAUGGAGGCCACCACAACCAAAGCCUCCGCAGUGCCGGGCUCGAAGCAACCUAACAAGACGCUCUUCGUCCGAUCGCUUCCCGCCUCCGCUACGACAGAAGGCCUCGCAGAGUUCUUCUCACAGUCCUACGUGAUCAAGCAUGCUACUGUUGUUUUGAAUCCGGAGACCAAGGUUUCCAAGGGCUUUGGUUUCGUCACAUUCGCCGAUCUCGAGGACGCCCAGAGCGCCCUGGAGGAGUUGAAUGGUUCCAAAUUUGACGGCAAGAAGAUUCGUGUCGAAUAUGCGGAACCCCGUCACCGUGAGAUCGACGAAAAGCUGGGCAGGAGUAUUCCCUCUGCUGCUGCGCUCAAGUCCAAGCAGGAGCGGGAAGAUCAGAGGCUGCAGAAUCAGCCGCCAAGGCUGAUCAUCCGCAAUCUGCCAUGGAGCAUCGAGACCACGGAACAACUGUCUCGACUCUUCCUCAGUUUCGGAAAGGUCAAACAUGCAGUUCUUCCCAAGAAGGGCGACAAGUUGCAAGGUUUCGGUUUCAUUGUCCUGAGAGGCAAGAAGAACGCUGAGAAGGCGAUUGAGUGGCUCAACGGCAAGGAGAUUGACGGUCGCCAAUUGGCUGUCGAUUGGGCUGUGGACAAGGAAGCUUGGGAAAAUGCAAAGGAAGAUAAUGAGGAGAAGGAAGAGGGGAAAAGCAAAGCCAGAAGAUCCUCUGGCGAAGAAGCUUCACUGGACGAAGACGAGGAUGACGAUAUGGAGGAUCUGGCAGAUCUGGAGGGCGAUCUAGAGAACGGAGGCGAGGAUGAGGAGGAGGUGAAAGACAAGGAAGACGAGCGCACGGAAUGCACCAUCUUCCUCCGCAAUCUGCCCUUCACCUGCACCAACGAGUCACUCUACGAACACUUCUCCCAAUUCGGAUCACUUCGAUAUGCCCGCAUUGUCGUCGAUCACGAGACUGAACGGCCUCGAGGCACUGGCUUCGUAUGCUUCUGGAAGUCCGAGGAUGCCAUAACUUGCGUCCGCAACGCCCCGAGGACAACAGAGAUGCCGACUGGAGACAAAGAUCGCUCCAAGCCAGCACUGAAGCAUUCCGUUUUGCAGAAUGAGGAUGCUGACCCGAGUGGAAAAUACACAAUGGAAGGCCGUGUUCUACAGGUUGCCCGUGCAGUGAACAAGAACGAGGCUACGAGACUGGAAGAGGAGGGCGUUUCACGCCGCCUGGUGCGUGACAAGGAUAAGCGCCGCCUCUACCUCCUGGCAGAGGGCACUAUUGCGUCGAACACUCCUAUGUAUAAGAAGUUAUCUCCUUCUGAGAUUAAGAUGCGCGAGGCCAGCUUCAAGCAGCGCGAGACCUUCAUCAAGAAGAAUCCUGCUCUGCACCUCAGUCUUACUCGUCUUUCCAUCCGAAACAUUCCCCGCCACAUCACCUCGAAAGACCUGAAGCAACUUGCGCGACAAGCCGUGGUUGGCUUUGCCACGGAUGUCACCAAUGAGGUACGCCAGCCGCUCUCGAAGGAAGAACAAUCCCGCUUCUCGGAGGAGAUGAAGGAGCAGGAUCGCCUGCGCAAAACCAAAAAGCUGGGUAUCGUCCGGCAAGCCAUGAUUGUUUACGAGACGCGUGAGGGCACCAAGGUUCCGGAGAAGGGUGGUGGUGGCCGCAGCCGUGGCUACGGUUUCAUUGAGUACUUCACCCACCGACACGCCCUGAUGGGUCUGCGAUGGUUGAACGGCCACGCCAUCGACAUCCCGGCGAACAACGACGAGGAAGACAAGGAUAGGAGGAAGCGCCUGGUCGUUGAAUUCGCCAUUGAGAAUGUGCAGGUCAUCAAGCGCCGUAAGGAGCUGGAAGAGAAGCAGCGACUCGAGAAGGAGAACGACCCUGAGGAGAAAGACCAGAAGGCCGACAGUCAGGACGACAAGAAGGGCACCAAGAGGAAGCGCUCAGGCAAGGGUAAGGAGGGAGAGGGCGAGGGCGAGGGAGAGCGGGAUGGAGAGGAAGACGAGGACAAAAUUGCCAAGCGCAAUCGGAUUAUUGCGCAGAAGCGCAUGAAGCGGAGGGCCCGCCGGGGCAAGGCGUGA